Trichomycterus rosablanca is the source of this 1644-nucleotide messenger RNA. RefSeq names its product zgc:171566. Gene Ontology annotation, molecular function: gamma-glutamyl-peptidase activity. NCBI's taxonomy places the organism in Eukaryota, Metazoa, Chordata, Actinopteri, Siluriformes, Trichomycteridae. The record is from RefSeq and is a predicted model, not a curated record. Gene Ontology annotation, cellular component: vacuole. Gene Ontology annotation, biological process: tetrahydrofolylpolyglutamate metabolic process. Bases 80 to 1030 code for a protein of 316 amino acids. The transcript has 9 exons.
CAGAUCAUCAUUUAACCGCGUUUUAUUCUUUAUAAAUAUUCAUUUUAAUCAGUUUUAUAAAAUAUCAUUCAGGACGUGAAUGUGUCGGCCGGUGGUGGUUUGUGCGGUCCUGACCGCCUGGGCACUCGGGUUGCCUGUGCCAGUGUUAUGCGGCGGUCAUUUAAAUUACAGACCCAUUAUCGGUGUUUUAGCUCAAGAGAACCUGGACAGUGAUGUUAAUGCCCAGGGAUCCUCCUAUAUACCUGCUUCUUAUGUGAAGUAUUUGGAGUCGGCUGGUGCCAGAGUUGUGCCCAUAAGGAUAAAUCAGACAGAAGAGGAAUAUACCAAACUUUUCUCUGCAUUAAAUGGGUUGCUGCUGCCGGGUGGUGAUGUGGACCUUCAGAAGUCCCAGUUUAGCAGAGUGGCCAAGAUCUUCUAUGAGCUCGCAAUCAAGGCCAAUGAUGCAUCAGAUUAUUUUCCAAUAUGGGGAACUUGUCAAGGCUUCCAGUUACUUACUGUCCUGACCAGCAACAAAAACCUGCUGACUUCAACCGACACCAAGGCAGUGGCUCUGCCGCUUGUCUUUGCUUCAGGAGCACAGAACAGUCGGAUGUUCAAGAGCUUUCCAAAGGACCUCCUUCACUCCCUUUCUACUGAAAACAUUACAGCUAACUUCCAUAGGUGGAGCAUCUCCAUUCAGAAUUUCACUCGCAGUGCCAAACUCAAACGUUUCUACAAAAUCCUGACCAUGAACACGGAUGGCAACAAGGAGUUCAUUUCUACCAUGGAGGCUUACCGUUACCCGUUCUACGCUGUGCAGUGGCACCCUGAGAAAACCCCUUUCGAAUGGAUAGACAAACCAGGCAUGGUCCACACUGACGCGGCCAUUAAAGCAUCCUUCUUCACAGCAAGGUUCUUCGUCUCUGAAGCUAUGAGAAGCCAGCAUCGCUUUGCUACAACAACUGAGGAGGCAAAGGCUCUUAUCUACAACUACACACCCGUCUUUAAGGGUGUGGGUAGCAUCUUCGUCCAGAUGUACUACUUUGAUUAGGCCUGUUGUUGGUACAUCUCUACCAUCUUCUCGGUGGCGAGCUGGUGUUUCUGGUUUCUUCUGAUGUUUAUUUUGUAACAGCAUGAACCAACUAAAUGUCCAGAUUUUUAUUUUGUCUGAUAAGGUGCCAUUUUAUGUAAUGCUUGAUGGUGAUGGGGUUUUUUUUCAAGAGCUCAUGGCAUGUUUAUCUUGACCAUUCUGAAUGUAGCAGAAUUAUUAAUUAAGGUCGACACAACUAGUCAUCGAUCAGCUCAAGCUGUAGGUUCUAAUCAUUAAGACACUUGGUUCUUGGCGGCGUUUCUUAACAUUAGUCCUGAACGCUGCAGAUUUUCAAGCUUUCCCUUGGCAUACCAGCCUUUCAUUAGCUGGAUCAUAUGUUUUGGGCACAGGGAAAACCUGAGAUUCUGCAGCCCAAUAGACUUUCUGGAUUUUCUGGAGUUAAGAAGCUCUGAUCCGAGGUGCCCAACGAACAUGCUGCAGAAUAAACCAAGCAUGGAUAGAUUUUAUAACAAUGUCCUAUAAUGUCUUAUAGUUCGAAUCUUCCUGUCAGAUCAUGAAAAGCUGUGAUUUGUGCCAAACAAAGCAAUUUUACCAAUAAAGCUGUAUGAACUGUG